GAAUAUAAUUUGAUAUUUGGAACCUGUUAUUGCAGGUGCCACGUUAUUAUACAAACACCAAUAUCAAAUUGCAUUUCGAAAUUUCACCUCAAGUAAUAUUCUAAACAAUUAUAAAAAUGUUUCGAUUCAUUUUUUGUCUUUUGUUUCUCGUGUCCCUGACCUUUGCGGUGGGUUCUGGAAGCCAGACAGGAACAAAAUACUCAAGAGACUGCAAAUGUGGACCGACUGAUAGCUGCUGGCCGUCGCAACACUCAUGGCAAUCAUUGAACGCGUCAAUCUCUGGAAAACUGAUCGAAGCGAUACCAGCCGCGAUUGUUUGUUAUCCAGGACCACAACAAAACCUAGACGCAUGUUCUACAGUUGUGAAAGAAUUGUCGGACGAGGAGCUCGUUGCGAAUGAUCCAAUUGCUCUAGAUACCCCUAUCAGCAACUUCUGCCCACCAGUCGAUUUUGCGACGGGAGGAAUUCCAGGAAAUUGCUCGAUUGGAGAUGCUCCUCGAUACGUUGUGAAUGCGACGACGCCUGAAGAUGUUUCUAAAGGCGUAGCUUUCGCUAGGAAGCAUAACAUUAGGUUGGUGGUUAGAAAUACUGGCCAUGACCUGUUGGGCAGAUCCACUGGUUAUGGUAGUCUGGAGGUUUGGAUUAGAUAUCUCAGACAAGGUAUCAUCUUCCAAAAUACAUAUUUACCCUCAGAUGACUGCAAAUCUUCGAAUUGGGAAGGAAGCGCAUUUAAAAUUGCUGGAGGUUAUGUCUGGGAAGAUGUCUAUACAGAGGCCACGAAACAAGAUGUGAUUGUUGUAGGAGGUGGUGAUCCGACUGUAGGAUGCAUCGGAGGCUGGUUUCAAGGAGGAGGUCAUUCACCUGCAUCUCGUGACUAUGGCCUUGGCGCCGAUCAAAUACUCGAAGCUGAAGUGGUCCUUGCAAACGGAGAAAUCAUCACUGCAAAUAGCUGUCACAAUCAAGAUAUCUACUUUGCCAUUAGAGGUGGAGGGGGUGGAACAUAUGGAGUGGUCGUAUCAACAAUUAUCAAGGCGUAUCCAACGACAUCGAUUUCUGCCCAGACAUUAGCCGUUGCCCCAUUGACCGAUACAGACAUACCAGUAUUUAUGACAGCCUUGUCAUUGAUAUACUCUGCAUAUCCAGAUCUCAAUGACGCCGGCUUUUCUGGAUAUGGAAGUUGGGCGGUGCAGAGCUAUGCACCUGUUUUUGGAAACUUCACAACCGGGUAUCAACAUGCCAUAGCCGUGGCAGGAAAAUCUCUUCCCGAAACCCAGGAAAUCUUUGAAACAUUAAUGUGCAAGCUUGAGCAGUACAACACAAGUCUCGUUAUCAGCCCGAAUUAUAUGGAAUUUCCUACAUAUGCAGAAUACUACCAGGCACUUUCUGGUACUAAGAGUGCAGCAGGCGUUGGAACUGGGGCUUUCGGUGGGCGCCUCUUGGACCGUACAGCACUGACAUCUUCUCAGACCGAUCUCAAUGAGAUGCUGAACGUAACUGCUGGGUCACAAGGACAAUUUGCUUUUACUUCGGUAUCUCUGGUCGGGGGCGGUCAAGUUUUUGUCCCCGAUGAAAACUCAGGAUUGAAUCCCGCAUGGAGAUCUUCAUACAUACACAAUAUCGUAGCACGCGGAUGGACUGCAGAUACCAACGAGGCCAUCGUACAAGAAAUUAGGGACGAUAUAACGUACACUAAAAUCGGAGCGAUGAAAAAGCUGGCGCCGGAUACCGGAUGUUAUAUGAAUGAAGCGGAUAGAUUUGAUCCAGAUUAUUUGCAGGAUUUUUAUGGUAAGAGUUUGCCAAAGUUGGAGGAAGUGAAGAAGAAUUACGAUAGUGAGGAUGUAUUCUAUUGUCCAACAUGUGUUGGGAGUGAUAGAUGGGUUGAGGACGCGACUGGAAGAUUGUGCCGGAGGCAAUGAGCGACUGAUGGUGCGUUGUGGUGAAACCAUUCUGGUCUUAUAUAAUGAAGGGUGUGCCUAGACUUCUAGAUAUGCUAUCAUAAUACAUUACACCCCAUCUAGAAGGCA
Messenger RNA from Botrytis cinerea B05.10, 2024 nucleotides. RefSeq lists its product as hypothetical. The transcript has 4 exons. Bases 117 to 1916 code for a protein of 599 amino acids. The record is from RefSeq and is a predicted model, not a curated record. Gene Ontology annotation, molecular function: oxidoreductase activity; FAD binding. NCBI's taxonomy places the organism in Eukaryota, Fungi, Ascomycota, Leotiomycetes, Helotiales, Sclerotiniaceae.